AUGGUGCAGAAAGCAUACGCUACCCUGCUCACCAACCCAACUUAUUUGGCUGGUGCCCUCGUAUUGCACCAUUGCCUGGUUUCUGUUGGUUCAAAGUACCCGCUAGUUGUCAUGGUCACACCGAGUUUCCCCCAAGAAGCCAGAGAGGUCAUCAGGAAGAGAGGAAUUAUGCUGAGAGACAUAGAUCACCUGAACCCUGAAAAAGACGUGCAUCACCUCUCAGACCACGACGCACGGUUCUCCGAUACGUGGACCAAACUGAGAUGUUUUGAGCUUGAGGAAUACGACCGCCUUGUGAUGCUCGAUUCUGACAUGAUAAUUAUGCGGAAUAUGGACGAGCUCAUGGACCUCGAGCUUCCUCGUGACUGGAUCGCCGCGGCGCAUGUAUGCGCCUGUAACCCGCGCAAGUUGCCACACUACCCUGCUGACUGGGUUCCAGCGAACUGCGCCCACACCUCCAUGGUGCACCCAGAAGCGCUCUCCUCGCCGCCCACCAUCACAGAGUCGAGUCCCCGCCCGUACACACAGCUGAACUCUGGUACAGUCGUUCUCCACCCGUCCCACGAGCUCUCCGAAGGCCUCAAACACUUCCUCUCCACGUCACCGCUCGUGCCGACGUUUUCCUUCCCCGACCAGGACCUCCUCUCCGCUUUCUUCAAAGGUAAAUGGAAACCGCUGCCAUGGUGCUACAACGCCCUCAAGCCGCUCCGACUGAUCCACAAGCCGAUGUGGCGAGACGAAGAGGUACGGUGUCUGCAUUACAUCCUAAAGGACAAGCCAUGGCACCAGCCACCCGGUACUGGGGGAGAGUUCGAGGAGGUCAACAAGUGGUGGUGGGAUCGCUACGAGAGAGUGGCUGCAGAGCUGAGAUCGUCAGAUGCGGAAGGCUGGGAGCUGGUCUCUUCCAUGCUGAGAAAUUAA
Sparassis crispa is the source of this 921-nucleotide messenger RNA. Its product is annotated as Galactinol synthase 1. The record is from RefSeq and is a predicted model, not a curated record. Lineage: Eukaryota; Fungi; Basidiomycota; Agaricomycetes; Polyporales; Sparassidaceae. Gene Ontology annotation, molecular function: glycosyltransferase activity. The transcript has 4 exons. The coding region runs from base 1 to 921 and encodes 306 amino acids.